This is a messenger RNA of Nyctereutes procyonoides (raccoon dog), 407 nucleotides long. Its product is annotated as U6 snRNA-associated Sm-like protein LSm3. The transcript has a single exon. The record is from RefSeq and is a predicted model, not a curated record. Gene Ontology annotation, cellular component: U4/U6 x U5 tri-snRNP complex; catalytic step 2 spliceosome; P-body. Gene Ontology annotation, molecular function: RNA binding. Lineage: Eukaryota; Metazoa; Chordata; Mammalia; Carnivora; Canidae. Gene Ontology annotation, biological process: P-body assembly; mRNA splicing, via spliceosome.
AGGGUGCAGGGUUUGAAAGAUGGCGGACGACGUGGACCAGCAACAAACUACCAACACCGUAGAAGAGCCCCUGAAUCUCAUCAGGCUCAGCCUGGAUGAGCGAAUUUAUGUGAAAAUGAGAAAUGACUGAGAGCUUUGAGGCAGAUUACAUGCAUAUGAUCAGCAUUUAAAUAUGAUAUUGGGAGAUGUGGAAGAAACUGUGACUACUAUAGAAAUUGAUGAAGAAACAUAUGAAGAGAUAUAUAAAUCAACAAAAUGGAAUAUUCCGAUGCUUUUUGUCCGGGGAGAUGGUGUUGUACUAGUUGCUCCUCCAUUAAGAGUUGGCUGAAACAAAGAAUUUAUCGUGUAUGGAAUAUAGGAGAUUUUGUAUGAUUGCCUCGUUAAAUGUAGAAGACAUCCAAAAGAGA